AUGUCGGACGGAAGUGUUGAGCGAGGAACCAAGCGUGCUGAGGAUUCGUUGGCUACCCACCAACUUACCGUUCAAUACAAGAGAUAUUACAUCGAUGUGAACGAGAACACUCGCGGUCGUUACAUCAAGAUUGCUGAGUUGGGUAACAGCUACAAGAGCCGCAUCAUUUUGAGCAUUCCUGCGGCCAAAGCCGUCGUCAGUGAAGUAUCGAAAAUGCUUCCUCUACUCGAUGAGCCAUCUACUGGAGAACACGCUCCAAAGGAAAGUGUCACGAUCAAAUCGGAAACCCUCAACGUCGACGGGCGUAAGUUCUACGUCGAUUUGAAGGAGAACGAUCGCGGACGCUUCUUGCGCAUCGCUCAAAUGCCAACGAACCCGCGUCAAACUCGUCAGCAAAUCGCUGUGCCAGCUGACGGAAUCGCUGAGGUUCAUAAAGUUCUCUCGGAGUAUCUGACCAAGUUCGGAGAAGGCCAUGAGCAGGAGAAUACCAACACUCCAAAGAUCACUGCUGAGAACAAAUCGUUCCUCUUCCACGCCGGAAAGAACGACCGCGGAGAGUUCCUCCGUAUCUCGGAGAUCAAGUUGAACAGCGGAUACCGCAAUGCAAUCACUAUUCCAAUGUCGGCUCUGGCUGACUUCCGCAAGGAGUUGGACAACAUCAUCGCCACUCAAGGAAAACAGUAA
Molecule: messenger RNA, 684 nt
Organism: Caenorhabditis briggsae
Lineage: Eukaryota; Metazoa; Nematoda; Chromadorea; Rhabditida; Rhabditidae
Gene: Cbr-plp-2
Product: Protein CBR-PLP-2
Exons: 4
Coding region: 1-684 (227 amino acids)
Biological process (GO): regulation of transcription by RNA polymerase II
Cellular component (GO): nucleus
Molecular function (GO): DNA-binding transcription factor activity, RNA polymerase II-specific; RNA polymerase II transcription regulatory region sequence-specific DNA binding; purine-rich negative regulatory element binding
Source: RefSeq, a predicted model, not a curated record